AUGUCCGACCCUAUAGACCGCAUCGUCAAGGGUGCGCCUCCUCCAGAUGUUUCUGCCGAACAGCUUGCGGCAAAUGCCAAGGCAAAUGCUGCAACAACACCUUCAGUGACAGCACCAAUCCCGCCAGCAGCACAUUCAGGAACCGUACACGAUCCAAGAGAAGCAGUGCCGUCCUCUCCGCCUCAGAUCUACCUCAAUCUGCUCAUUCUGGAAAGCAGUCUGAGGCUGCAAUACAUAUCCUUACGCACCAGAUUACGGCUGCAUCUGAUCUUGUUUACGUGCCUCAUUGCCUGGAUUACUGGCUUCACCUACCUGUUGUUCUUCAGACCUCGUGAAGAUGGCUCUGGAGUCGGCGGGUCCGUAUACUGGAUCGUGGAAACUAGCGAGAAGCUGGCGUUGUGCUCAGGCAUCGUCACUCUCAUUCUGUUCUGGGCCACAGGCAUGUACGAUCGUGGCGUUCGCUGGCCGAGGAAGUUCGUCAGCAUCACAAAUCGCGGACUCCGAGGCUUCAAUUUGAAAGUGGUUGUGGUCCGAGGUGGCUUCUUGCGUGAAGUGAUGAGCUGGUUGGCCGUGCUAGACAUGGCUGGGUGCUUCCGAGAAGCAAAGGUCAACUUCCAAUUCGUGCCGCGAGACAUUGAAAGCACAGGAAACAAGGAGCCGCAUCACUGGAAUGCUCAUGCUGCGAAGCAUGGUAUUUUGGAGGAGGACAUCGCACCUGGCGGAGAUGUCAUUCGUGUGCUGCUGUUACCAAAACCCUUCAGUCCAGAUUUCCGCGAAGGUUGGGACAACUUUCGCAUGGAGUACUGGGAUCGUGAGAACACACGCAGGGCUCAGCUUCGGACGGCGGUGCGCAUUCGCCGAAGAGAGGUGGCCAAGCGAGAGGGAGGAUUGUUCUGGUGGACAGGGUGGCGA
Molecule: messenger RNA, 912 nt
Organism: Pseudocercospora fijiensis CIRAD86
Lineage: Eukaryota; Fungi; Ascomycota; Dothideomycetes; Mycosphaerellales; Mycosphaerellaceae
Exons: 1
Biological process (GO): nuclear envelope organization
Cellular component (GO): Nem1-Spo7 phosphatase complex
Molecular function (GO): protein phosphatase regulator activity; phosphoprotein phosphatase activity
Source: RefSeq, a predicted model, not a curated record